AUGCCACUUUCACACAUUACCUACCAACAAAACAAUUUGCUUUCUCUUCCAAACGUUGAUCAACGAUAUAUUUCUUUCCACGUAAAAUCAGGAAUUGUCUCUAAAAUAAUUUUUCUCAAUCCAUUUGAUGUCUCAUUCCGCAUUCCACUAACACUUCACUGUCACCACCAACAACCACAUUCUCCAUUCAACACACAACACUUCACUGUCACCACCAACAACCACAUUCUCCAUUCAACACACAACACUCACCCCCAACAACAACCACAUUCUCCAUUCAACACACAACACUUCACUGUCACCACCAACAACCACAUUCUCCAUUCAACACACAACACUCACCCCCAACAACAACCACAUUCUCCAUUCAACACACAACACUCACCCCCAACAACAACCACAUUCUCCAUUCAACACACAACACUCACCCCCAACAACAACCACAUUCUCCAUUCAACACACAACACUCACCCCCAACAACAACCACAUUCUCCAUUCAACACACAACACUCACCCCCAACAACAACCACAUUCUCCAUUCAACACACAACACUCACCCCCAACAACAACCACAUUCUCCAUUCAACACACAACACUCACCCCCAACAACAACCACAUUCUCCAUUCAACACACAACACUCACCCCCAACAACAACCACAUUCUCCAUUCAACACACAACACUCACCCCCAACAACAACCACAUUCUCCAUUCAACACACAACACUCACCCCCAACAACAACCACAUUCUCCAUUCAACACACAACACUCACCCCCAACAACAACCACAUUCUCCAUUCAACACACAACACUCACCCCCAACAACAACCACAUUCUCCAUUCAACACACAACACUCACCCCCAACAACAACCACAUUCUCCAUUCAACACACAACACUCACCCCCAACAACAACCACAUUCUCCAUUCAACACACAACACUCACCCCCAACAACAACCACAUUCUCCAUUCAACACACAACACUCACCCCCAUCCCCAACAACAACCACAUUCUUCAUUCAACACACAACACUCAACCCCAUCACCAACAACCACAUUCUCCAUUCAACACACAACACUCUCCACCACCCACAUACUGCACUCCAUUCACAUCAAGUUACCAUUCACACUUGACUCUUCCCUCGUGCUAAUUAUGACUACCUCACAUACCUUGCAUUCCGCAAAAACUACCCACGACUAA
Argiope bruennichi is the source of this 1200-nucleotide messenger RNA. RefSeq names its product soluble scavenger receptor cysteine-rich domain-containing protein SSC5D-like. Bases 1 to 1200 code for a protein of 399 amino acids. The transcript has a single exon. The record is from RefSeq and is a predicted model, not a curated record. Lineage: Eukaryota; Metazoa; Arthropoda; Arachnida; Araneae; Araneidae.